AGAAACAUCGUGUUAAAGAGGAAAUGAGUUUGUCAUGAAGGAAUGAACAGGAAGAUGUUUGACACACAGACGAGCAGCAGCAGGAUGGAGAUACUUGGCUUGAUUCUCUUCAUGUGGGCGUCUCUCUCAGAGCCCUUCAACAUCGACACUGAACAUCCACUGAGAUUUCACGGCACGCCGGAAGGUUUCUUUGGUUACAGCGUUUAUCAGACCGAGUUUGGAAACAGGAAGCAGAUCAUUGUUGGAGCUCCAUUAGAAGGAAACUCAACAGGGGAGAUGUACAGCUGCACAGCAGAUCUACAGUCCUGCACACGACUGCAGCGGCCAGGUGCGACAGGUUCAGAGAGCAUCCUCUUCUUCGGCAUGUCUGCUGCGGUGUCUUCUGAUGCUCUCACUAGCUGCAGUCCGUAUGUUCCUCAUGAGUGUGAUGGAAACUCGUAUCUGAACGGUGUUUGCUAUCAGUUCAACAGCAGCUUACAGACCGUCUCUAACUUCACCGCUGCUUACCAAGAAUGCACCAAGAGAGAAGUCAAUCUGGUGUUUCUCUUUGAUGGAUCCAGCAGCAUGAAAGCACACGAGUUUGAAAUGAACAAAAAAUUCAUUAAAGAUGUUAUGAAAAAACUUUCAAACUCAUCCAUAAAGUUUGCUGCUGUCCAGUUUUCAGGAGAUGUACGAACUGUGUUUGACUUCAACAAUUAUCAGACUGGCUCCGCUGAAGAGAAACUCAUGAAGGAAAUACACAUGAAAUCUCUCACAAACACAUAUAAAGCAAUCAACUUCGUUCUAAAGAAUCUGCUGAAUAGAGUGUCGUCUGGAGCCGAUCCCAACGCUCAGAAAGCUCUGGUGAUCAUCACAGAUGGAGACCCCAGUGAUAAUGAUGAUGAUAAUGUCCUCAAGAAAUGUGAUGAGCAGAAUAUCCUCCGUUACAUCAUCGGGGUUGGAAACAUUGAUUUAACUGGACUCACUCAGCUGGCAUCAGAACCAAAACAGAGCAACACCUUCUACAUUAAAGACUACAGUGGACUCGAAGGACUUCUUGACAACCUGCAAAAAAAGAUCUACAAUAUUACAGGGUCAAAGGAUGCUCAAGGCAGAGACAGACAGAAAGAGUUAUCACAGAGUGGAUUCAGUGUCGUCUACCAGCAGGACUCUGUGAUCGUGGGUUCGGUCGGAGUGAAUGACUGGUGUGGAGCUCUGUAUGAAGUGACAGGAUCAGGAUCUGAAUUCAGACAGACAGAGAUCAUUGAUCCGGCUGUAAAUAAAGACUCGUACAUGGGUUACUCUACUGUGCUGGGAAUGAGACGCGGCGUCUCUCUUCUGUUCUCUGGAGCACCACGGGCCGAACACAGGGGUCUGGUGACCCUCUUCACCAAGAAUGAAAGCACAUGGACAGUGAUGAGCAACAUCAACGGAGAACAAAUUGGCUCAUAUUUCGGAGCGUCUCUGAGUGUGUUGGAUGUGGACUCUGAUGGAGACUCAGAUUUCCUGCUGGUCGGAGCUCCAUUAUUUUACCAGUCUCAGCCGAGGGCUGAAGGGAGGCUGUACGUCUACACUUUAUCAGAACAGAGUUGUCAGAAGGCUCGGAGUGUGAGUGAAUCAACCACUGGCAGAUUUUCUGCAUCUGUGGCUUCACUAAAGGAUCUGAAUGGAGACAGUCUGUCUGAUGUGGCGGUCGGGGCACCGCUGGAGGAUGAAGGAGUGGUCUACAUCUAUCUGGGCCACAGGACACAUGGCAUAAACCCUGAACACGCUCCUCAGCGGAUCCCAGCGCGGUCAGUUCUGCCCGGUCUGCAGCAGUUUGGAGUGUCUCUGUGUGGUCAGAUGGACAUGAAUGAUGAUAAUCUGACAGAUAUCGUGAUCGGAGCACAAGGAGGGAUCGUUCUUCUCAAGGCUCGGCCUGUGAUGUCUGUAUCUACAGAGCUCAGUUUCAGUCCAAAGGAAAUCAGUCUGAACUACUUUGAAUGUCCAGAUGUAAACACAUUUAAUGCAUUUAAUCUCACGUCAUGUUUCACGGUGACCGAGAGAACCAGCAGCACAGGAUCUCUGGAGAAGAAGAUGAAUGUUUCUCUGAAUGUGGAUGUGGAUGUGGUACGAGGAAUGAGUCGAGGAUUCUUCGAUCAGAGCAAUGUGUCGUCCAGGACUCUGCAGCAGUUUAUCCUGCUGGAUUCUGGGUCCUCCUGUUUUAACUUCUCCAUCUUCAUGCUGCGCUGUGUUGCAGACACAGUAUCUCCUCUGAAGAUACGAAUGAAUUUCUCACAAACUGAGAUGUUGUCUGGAAACUCUGUGGCUGUUCUUGACGUUAACAGCAGGACGGAGGAGUAUGUGGAGGUUGCAGUGAAGGUGAAUUUUGUCGCUCCACUCGAUGAGAUCAUGUUGAUCAUCGGCGGUUCCAUGGGGGGCGGGAUCAUCGUGUUCAUUAUCAUAUUGGUAGUGCUAGUCAAGCUUGGGUUCUUUAAACGGAUGCGCCCUCAAGACUUCUUCCAAGCGGAUGAAAAUGUGACCUUGGUAAAGAAAACGUCGGCAGACAGAAAGAGAAUGGAGGGAUGUAAAAUGGAGUGAAAUAUAAUUUAUUUAUUGCUUAUAAUACUUAUCUUCAUCUGUAUUUUAUUUUGAUUUCAAAGAAGUAACCUUUAUAGUGCUAGAUGUGGCCGAUAUACCGGUACAGACAUGUAAUUUUAAUAAAACAGCAACAUUUUUGUGGCUUUAAUAACAAUGAUUCUGUAUUUAAUUCAUACAGUGAAUAAUGAACAGUGAAGCUCUGCCCUAGUUGUAUGAAAGUGACGUGACAUUCAGCCAAGUAUGGUGACCCAUACUCAGAGUUUGUGCUCUGCAUUUAACCCAUCCGAAGUGCACACACGGCAUUAUUUAUGCCUCAGUCGUGGUAUUCCCAGCCCGAGUCUCAAACACACAACCCUAGGUUAGGAGUCAAACUCUCUAAACACUAGGCCACAACUUCAUCAAUAACUUCACAACAUAAUUAAUGAGUAAACAAAUGAUGUCAUUGAAUGAGAUAUUACUGAUUUUGUUUAUUGUUGGACUUAUUUUUUAUGUCACUAUCACAAGACAUAUGUGAAAAAUUAUAAAAUGGUUUAUAUUUAACCAAGCUAAUUACAUAUCCUCACUAAACAUCUCAAGAUUACAAUGUCAAAAACACAUGGAUGAAGCACAACUAUUCAUCAGUCUUUAGUUUAUGUGCCUUUUUUAGAAACUGACUUUCUCCAAAGCAUAUUAAAGUGGCAAUUGUUCAAUAGAAUUCAUAUAGAUUGCAUAUUUCACUGUGCCAAUCUCAUAACAGUUUUCGAGCGCACUGGUGAACUCAUGCACAAUUAAAGAACUGCACUUCAGUCAUAGUGUGCUGAUAACUGUGCUGUCAGUUCGUUCCUUAGGUUAGAGUUAUAAUAGUGCAGAAGGAACAAUUAAAUAAUUAGGUAAUAGCCUGACUCUAGGAUUCCAGUAUCCAUGCUUUAAAUAUAGUUAUGGGGUGUUAUGCUUUCACUCAGUGGCUAUGUUUACAUGCACAACUUCUGUUUCAGUCGGACUGAAUUUAUUAAUGAAUCUGAAUAUAGCAUUUACACUUUAUUACUUUUAAACAGCAGAAUUUAUUUUUCUCCAUUUAUCUAUAAGCAUU
This is a messenger RNA of Carassius gibelio (silver crucian carp), 3628 nucleotides long. RefSeq names its product integrin alpha-L. The record is from RefSeq and is a predicted model, not a curated record. Gene Ontology annotation, biological process: cell adhesion mediated by integrin; cell-matrix adhesion; cell-cell adhesion. NCBI's taxonomy places the organism in Eukaryota, Metazoa, Chordata, Actinopteri, Cypriniformes, Cyprinidae. Gene Ontology annotation, cellular component: external side of plasma membrane; integrin complex. Bases 43 to 2559 code for a protein of 838 amino acids. Gene Ontology annotation, molecular function: integrin binding. The transcript has 20 exons.